Messenger RNA from Odobenus rosmarus divergens (Pacific walrus), 729 nucleotides. It is a transcript of the gene DYNLL1, whose product is annotated as dynein, light chain, LC8-type 1. Bases 167 to 436 code for a protein of 89 amino acids. NCBI's taxonomy places the organism in Eukaryota, Metazoa, Chordata, Mammalia, Carnivora, Odobenidae. The transcript has 3 exons. Gene Ontology annotation, biological process: microtubule-based process; cilium assembly. The record is from RefSeq and is a predicted model, not a curated record. Gene Ontology annotation, molecular function: dynein light intermediate chain binding; dynein intermediate chain binding. Gene Ontology annotation, cellular component: cytoplasmic dynein complex.
GGCGGGAGCAGGGCGGGGCCUAGGCACUAGGCGGCGGCGGCGGGCGUGGGGCUCCUUAGAUGCGCCACGGCUUCGGUAGCGACGGUACCUCUUGCCGGGUCUGAGUGUCGCCAGCCCCUCCCCCAGGAGACCGUUGCAGUUGGCCGCCCCCUGCUCCUCGGUAACCAUGUGCGACCGAAAGGCCGUGAUCAAAAACGCCGACAUGUCGGAGGAGAUGCAACAGGACUCGGUGGAGUGUGCGACUCAGGCGUUGGAGAAAUAUAACAUAGAGAAGGACAUUGCGGCCCAUAUUAAAAAGGAGUUUGAUAAGAAGUACAACCCCACCUGGCACUGCAUCGUGGGGAGGAACUUCGGUAGUUAUGUGACACAUGAAACCAAACACUUCAUCUACUUCUACCUGGGCCAAGUGGCCAUUCUUCUGUUCAAAUCUGGUUAAAAGCAUGGACUGUGUCACACACCCAGUGAUCCAUCCAAAACCAAGGACUGCAGCCUAAAUUCCAAAUACCAGAGACUGAAAUCUUCAGCCUUGCCUAGGGGAACACCUCGAUCUUUGAACCUUUAUUGUGUUGUUUUGUACAGGGCAUUCUCUGUACAAAUUUGUUGUGGUUAUAAAACAAUUAGCAAAACAGCUUACAUUUGUAUUUAUUUUCUAUUCCAUACCUCUUCCCCAUGUUUUUUCCCCUCAAAAUCCAUUCCUUUCAAAAUAAAUCUGUUGGAGAAGUGUGUGUU